Messenger RNA from Microcebus murinus (gray mouse lemur), 4383 nucleotides. The record is from RefSeq and is a predicted model, not a curated record. Lineage: Eukaryota; Metazoa; Chordata; Mammalia; Primates; Cheirogaleidae.
CCUACUCUGCCCCCAGCAUCCUGCCCUGACUACCCUCCCAGCCUGGCUGCGGGGCGGCGGGCGGGGUGGGCCAGACCGGGUCACGUGGAGCUGGCUUCGGCGGGAGGAAGCCAGGCAGGGUGCAGACGGCUGCUGAUUCUGGGGCCGGUCAGGAAAUCAAGGAGGAACCCCCGCCAUGGACCCGCCGUCGCCAAGCCAGGCCUCCCAGCCCCAGCCCGCGGCCCCCUGCCCGCUGACUUCCUACCGCUGGCACACGGGGGGCGGCGCGGAGAAGGGGGCGGCCGCGGGGUCCCGCUGGGGCCGCCUCGUGGGCUGGGGCCGAGCACUGAGCCACCAGGAGCCCGCCGUCAGCAGCCAGCCGGCCGCGCGCUCGCUGUUCCGCCGGGUGCUCUCCGCGCCCCCGAAGGAGUCGCGCUCCAGUCGCCUCCGGCUGUCCAAGACCCUCUGGGGGGGGCACAGGCACGCCCCGCCCGAGCCGCAGCCGGAGCCCGAGCCCUGGGCGAGUCACUUGACCUCUCUGGGCCUCGGUGAUGAAAGCCCUUGGAAUGGCUUUUCGGAGGGUCAGAUGAGAGCAGGCGUGUGGAGUGGCAAACACAGUCCUGGGCACAUAGUAGGUGGUCCUGUGUCCACUGCUCGUGGUGGUCGCUGGGGACAAGGCCCAGAGAGAGGUGGGGAGACCUGCCUGAGGUCGCGCAGCGUGACGUGGCUGCUGGGCUUGGGGCAGGCACCCGGGAGGGAGCCCCUGGUGAGCUUCAGUAAAGGGACGAGGUGUCCUGCAGGACGAGGAAAGGACUCUCGGGCCCCCCAGCACCUCCCCCUCUUCCCAGGGCCGGCGCCGGCGCCGGAGCCCCCUGCCCAGCACAUCCCGGAGGCCCCCACGCCCGACGUGCCCGUGUGGGACAUCGGGGGCUUCUCCCUGCUGGAUGGGAAGCUCCCGUGCGAGCUUGGGGGAGAGGGAGGAGGAAGGGGCAAGCAGGGUCCUCGGAGGGCCCGGAUGGGAAGCGCUGGCUCGGAGGGCAGCAUCCACGCGGCCCUGGGGACCCCCAGAGACCCAGAUCGGAUCCCCGGGAAGACGGAGCCGGAGGCUGCUGGCCCCAACCAGGUCCACAACGUUCGGGGGUUGCUCAAGAGGCUGAAAGAGAAGAAAAAGUCCAGGUCGGAGCUGGGGGCCAAUGUCUCCCGGGAUGGACCCCCCAGUGCCCUGGGCUCUAGGGAAUCGCUGGCCACUCUCUCCGAGCUAGACCUGGGUGCCCAGCGGGACGUGCAGGUCUGGCCAGUGCACCCCAGCCUCCUCGGGGAGCCCCACUGCUUCCAGGUAACCUGGGCGGGCGGAAGCCGCUGCUUCUCUUGUCGCUCUGCCGCUGAGAGAGACCGCUGGAUCGAGGACCUUCGUCGCCACUUCCAGCCCACCCAGGACAACGUGGAGCGGGAAGAGACGUGGCUGAGCGUGUGGGUGCAUGAGGCGAAAGGGCUGCCCCGGGCGGCGGCGGGGACACCCGGCGUGCGCGCCGAGCUGUGGCUGGACGGCGCGCUGCUGGCGCGCACUGCACCGCGGGCCGGCCCGGGCCAGCUCUUCUGGGCCGAGCGCUUCCACUUCGAGGCGCUGCCGCCCGCGCGUCGCCUGUCGCUGCGGCUGCGCGGCGCGGGCCCGGGGGCCGCGGUGCUUGGCCGCGUGGCGCUGCCGCUGGAGGAGCUGGAGGUCCCGCGCGCGCCGGCCGCCGGCCGGGAGCGCUGGUUCCCGCUGCUCGGGGCGCCGGCGGGAGCGGCGCUGCGGGCGCGGAUCCGGGCGCGACGCCUGCGCGUGCUGCCGUCCGAGCGCUACAAGGAGCUGGCGGAAUUCCUCACCUUCCACUACGAGCGCCUCUGCGGGGCCCUCGAGCCCGCGCUGCCUGCGCAGGCCAAGGAGGAGCUGGCGGCCGCCUUGGUGCGCGUGCUGCGGGCCACCGGCCGGGCACAGGUACUGGUGACAGACCUGGGCACCGCUGAGCUGGCGCGCUGUGGGGGCCGUGAGGCGCUGCUGUUCCGGGAAAACACAUUGGCCACCAAGGCCAUCGACGAGUACAUGAAGCUGGUGGCCCAGGAUUACCUCCAAAAGACCCUGGGGCAGGUUGUGGGGCGUCUCUGUGCCUCCACUGAGGACUGCGAGGUGGAUCCCAGCAAGUGCCCAGCCUCAGAGCUGCCUGAGCACCAGGCCCGACUUCGAAGCAGCUGUGAGCAGGUCUUGGAAACCAUCGUCCACUCCUAUGACUGGUUCCCUGCAGAGCUGGGCAUGGUGUUCUCAGGCUGGAGAGAAGCCUGCAAAGCGCGUGGCUCCGAGGCGCUGGGCCCCCGGCUAGUGUGUGCAUCCCUCUUCUUGCGGCUCCUCUGCCCCGCCAUCCUGUCGCCCAGCCUCUUUGACCUGGCACCGGAACACCCGGCACCCAGCCCCGCCCGCACCCUCACGCUGAUUGCCAAGGUCAUCCAGAACCUUGCCAACCGUGCCCCGUUCGGCGAGAAGGAGGCCUACAUGGGCUUCAUGAACAGCUUCCUGGAGGAACAUGGGCCAGCCAUGCAACACUUCCUGGACCAGGUGGCCAUGGUGGAUGUGGAUGCUGCCCCCAGUGGUUACCAGGGCAGCGGUGACCUGGCCCUCCAGCUGGCAGUCCUGCAUGCCCAGCUCUGUACGAUCUUUGCUGAACUCGACCAGACCACCCGUGACAGCCUGGAACCGCUGCCCACCAUCCUGCGAGCCAUCGAGGAGCGCCGGCCCGUACCUGUGUCAGUGCCAAUGUGUCUCCCCCUGCCGCCAGCCCAGGUCCAUGCCAGCUUCUCCGAAAGGGAAAAGCCCGGCUUCCUGGCGCCCCGGGACCUCCCCAAGCACACCCCUCUCAUCUCCAAGAGCCAGUCCCUGCGCAGCGUCCACCGCUCGCCCAGUUGGGCCCGGCCGCGGCCGGACGAGGAGCGGCCACCGCGGAGGCCCCGGCCAGUGCAGCGCACGCAGAGCGUCCCCGCCCGGCGCCCUGCCCGCCGCCGCCCGUCCGCGGGGCCCCGGCCGCCACCCCAAGGCUCCGUGCGCACUAGCGCCGCGCCGCGCGGCCGGCCCUGGACCGGGGCCUCCGCCUCGCUGCCUCGGAAGCCAUCGGUGCCCUGGCAGCGCCACCUGGAUCAGCCGCGGGACCGAGACCCAGCGGUGGGCACCCACCGCCCUGUCGGCAAGCUGGCAGAGCUGCAGCGCGAGGUGGCCGCGCUGCGCGAGGAGCAGAAAGUGCUGUCCCGCCUCGUGGAGUCGCUGAGCACCCACAUCCAGGCCCUGACGGAGCAGCAGGAGCAGCUGCGGGGCCAGCUGCAGGACCUGGACCGCAGGCUGCGCGCCAGGACCUCGGAGUUGGAUCCAGAGCAUGGCCUUGCAAGAAGCGAAGGGCACGGUCUAGAAAGUCUGGAGCGCCGCCUGGCUGACAUGGAGAAAUCUCAGGCCCAGCUGAAGGAUGCAGUCCGGGGCCUGCAGCUGUCGCCCAGGACGCCCGGGCGCCCGAGCCAGCCUCUGCCCCUCGAAACGCCCUGCGUCAAUGGAGACAACACCACCUGAGCUGCCCAGCCCCAGCGCCACGCGUGGCCUGCGAGCGUAGCCGUCUUAGGGGGGUGUCCCACCUUGCCUUGGCCCUACGUGGCCUCCAGCGGGGACUGGUGCUGUAGGCGCCUACCACCCCGGCACUUCGAGGCUGCCCAGUAAAGUCUUGAUUUCAGUAAAAUCGGUGGUUUCUUUGCCCACCCCCAAGAAUGGCCAAUUCUUAGGGCUUUGUCUCCUCCACUCCCCCCCCCAUCCAGCUCUCCUAAAUUCUCCCCUGAUUGGAAGUCUCAUGGAGGGGGAGCGGUGAGCAGAAUCUCACCAGCUAUGUGACCUUAGGCUUUCCCGCUCUGAAGAGCCUCCGUUUUCUCAUCUGUAAAAGGGGUCUACAGUUCCCCGCACAGUGGAAGGCCCCUAGUUAAAGGCGUUCAAUAAAAGGUAUUCAUCGCUGUUUAUGGGCAGCACCUGCUUCUCGAUGAAGCACAGAUUCUCUUCCCACCUCCACCACGCCCCCCCUACACCCUGCCAACCCCCAGGCCCCAGAUGAGAGAAUCUUCCUAACCACCCUCCCACCCCCAAAUCCCAACCAGAUUCCCCACUGCACGGAGGGGAUGAGGCCGGGAGGAAACAGAAGGGUGGGCAGAUGUGGAGAGGGUCGAACUCUGUGGGCAAAUGGCUGGGCAAAUGAGUCCUUUGAGUCACGGGUGAGGGGGUAGGCUGAAUGGGAGCAAGAGGCAGAUGGACAGGUUAGCCUUUGAUAGAGGCUUGGCCCGGUAGGUAAGUAACUGGGUAGGUGGCUAACCAGGGUGGACAGGUCUCCCUGGAAAAGGCCUGGCUCA